Messenger RNA from Pseudomyrmex gracilis, 4680 nucleotides. RefSeq names its product homeotic protein antennapedia (gene Antp). The transcript is spliced from 3 exons. NCBI's taxonomy places the organism in Eukaryota, Metazoa, Arthropoda, Insecta, Hymenoptera, Formicidae. Gene Ontology annotation, biological process: anterior/posterior pattern specification; negative regulation of transcription by RNA polymerase II. The record is from RefSeq and is a predicted model, not a curated record. Gene Ontology annotation, molecular function: RNA polymerase II cis-regulatory region sequence-specific DNA binding; DNA-binding transcription factor activity, RNA polymerase II-specific. Gene Ontology annotation, cellular component: nucleus. The coding region runs from base 1049 to 2107 and encodes 352 amino acids.
AGAUAUUUUGUGUGACUUCUCCGUUUCGUAAGAAUCGUGUGAAAAAAGUAUCGCAUAGUGAGGAAAGGGUGAUAUGGUGAAUGGACUCACAUGGUUCUUCUACCUGAUAGACAGUGAGUCUGCUCGAAGGACACAUGAUUCGUCGACGGUGUUGGGUUUUUCUGAUCCCACGCAGUGUCCCGUUGCGACUCGCUCGGUGACUGUCGGCGAAUUCGUUCGUUCUUCGUGGACAAAGACUUCUGAGAAGGUCGUGCGUAAAGGGAAGUACCAGCCACGACGGGGCCCAGCGCCGGGGCGGAGACAAGGCCCCCGGUGCAGGGAAGAAGCAAGGCAGGGGGAGAAGUCGAGUUUAGCGUAGCAGCAACGGCCCUGAAACUACAAGGGAGAGCGACUACCCCCUUGAACAGGGGGGAAACUAGGAGGCGACCUCGCCGACGGAGGCGACGGAAAAAGAAGCGACGGAGGUGCGGUAUAACGUUGAUUGUAGGGUGGACAGAGGAACGAAACGGGUCUGGAGUGGCUUGGCGCUUUGAACGAAGGUGUCACACCGGGAAAGACGAAGGACUCUGAUUACUAUCUUUUGCCACCACCUUGUAUACGCGGUAUACUCUCCCCUCUCUCUCCACUUGCUAAAAGGUUCUGUAGUGCUCCAGUUUAUAAUUUUAUCCUCUUUCGGUAGUGAGCCCAGUGUGAUAAAAAAAAAAAAGUCAAAUGAAGUAUAUGUGAUCCACAAUGAUGGUAAUUUGAUAUUAUAUACGUGUGCUUGUGCUGUCCAAGAGUGCGUGAAAUGAGAAGAAUUGAGUGAGAAAGAAAUUAAAAAAGAAAAAUAAUAAUAAUAAAAAAAAGAUUCGUGAAGUAAUGCAAUCUCGGAGUGAUAAAUCUGUAUCUAUGUAAAGACGUGUGCCAGUGUGUCCGCACGAAGAGUACAAAGCAAAGUAAAUUUACAAAGAAAAAUAUUCAUAAAAACAGCCGCGGGUAACCAAAGGAAAGCCAGUCAGCAGCAACGUAGAGAAGUGGCAUUAGCAGGUGGGACAGGUGGGACAGUAGCAUGAGUUCGUAUUUCGCGAAUUCGUACAUCCCGGACCUGCGAAAUGGCGGGGUGGAACACCCGCAUCAGCAUCAGCAGCACUACGGUGCGGCCGUACAGGUACCUCAGCAGACACAAUCGGUCCAGCAACAGUCCCAGCAAGCCAGUGAUCCAUGCGAUCCGAGUUUGUUACGUCAAGGAGUAUCCGCCCACCAUUAUGGAACCACGGGAGGUCAGCAAGACAUGCCUUAUCCGAGGUUUCCCCCGUACAACCGGAUCGACAUGCGAAAUGCGGCUUACUAUCAGCAUCAACAGGAACACGGAAGUAUGGACGGUAUGGCCGGUUACAGGUCGACGUCCCCGAACGCCACUAUGGGUCACAUGGGACACACACCAACCCCUAACGGACAUCCGUCCACUCCCAUUGUCUAUGCCAGUUGCAAACUUCAAGCGGCUGCUGUCGAUCAUCAAGGUAGCGUUCUUGACGGGCCGGACAGUCCGCCUCUCGUCGAGUCGCAGAUGCAUCACCAAAUGCACAGCCAGCACCCGCACAUGCAGACGCAGCAAUCGCAGCAUCCGCAACAGCAAUCGCAGCAUCAGCAUCUGCAGGCGCAGCAGCAACAUAUGAUGUAUCAGCAACCGCAGCAAUCACAAACCGCGUCGCAACAAGGACAAGGUGGAAUGCACCCUCAGCAACAGCAGCAGGCUCAACAGCAUCAAGGCGUCGUUGCAUCAUCGCUCAGUCAACAGCAGCAAGGUACACCUCAGGGUGCGGCUACCUCAAAUUUACCGAGCCCAUUAUAUCCAUGGAUGAGGAGUCAAUUCGAAAGGAAACGAGGUCGGCAAACGUACACACGAUACCAAACGUUAGAACUAGAAAAGGAGUUUCAUUUCAACCGAUAUCUCACUAGGCGGCGGCGUAUCGAGAUCGCGCACGCGCUAUGUCUGACGGAACGGCAGAUAAAGAUCUGGUUUCAAAACAGACGGAUGAAGUGGAAGAAGGAGAAUAAGACGAAAGGCGAGCCGGGUUCGGGCGAUGGCGACACUGAAAUCUCGCCGCAGACAUCGCCGCAGGGUUGAAAGAGCUCCGAGGAGUGGGAACUUUCUUUCCAUCUCUCUCAGGGUCGUUAAUACCUUGUUUCCAGCACUACCUCCUUCCUAUCCAAAUUCCGAUUCCCAUCGAUGACCUCCAAAUGAUUCCCUCUUCCCCUCUAAGCAAUGACGCUUAUUUUGUCGUGUUAAUCAUGUUGCUUGUACCAAAAACGAAGCAGAUAGAGAUGAAAGCGAGGAACUUGUUAAGAUGGACCCGUAGAAAGAAAUGCUCGAUGAGAAAAUAAAAUUAUGAUAAAGCGCAGAAAGGCGAGAACGGCGAAGAAGAGAACACGCACGAAGGAACGAGUCAGCAAAACUGGAAACGGGCGUGGAUAUAAUGUGGAUCAAAGAUCAUUUACUUGAAGAAGAAAAGAAAAACGUAUAAAUAAAAACAAAACUGGAUCACAUGCUAAUCAGAACCGCAUUAACCUCUUAUUACGUUUAAUUACGAAUGUAAUUGUACUAAAAGUCUAUGGACGUAUAUACGGAAGAUGAAGAUGUACGUAGUAGAUUAAUCGUGAAAUUGUGGGAGCGAGUGACCGAUAAGUAGUAAUGCGAAUAGAUCGUGUGUGAUAUAUACACACAUGAGUGAUAGGUAUAAAGAGUUAAGUUUGUCGAAAGAAUGGGAUGCGCGAAUCCGAAUCGUGAGCGUGUGACAGGGAAAAAAAAAAUCGCGGUGAGAUCUUAGAAAAGCAUUUUAUUAUUUAUUCUCUUACAUCGUAAAGACGUAGAGUUCAUAGAACGAUUAGUAGAAUAGCAAGUACGAAGAUGUCCGUCGCGUCUGUAUUUAGCGGUUUAGUGUUCUUAUAGAGGAUUGUUUAGAUAGAUCUUUCUUUGGUACCGCGGUGGCUCCAACAAGAAUACUUAUGAUUGAUUCGUGCCAAGUGUGAUCUUUCGAAGAUGGUAAAAUUUUCAAGAAAGGAUCCGAGCAUAACGGCAGGAUACAGCGGGUGGACGACAAAAAUAAGUUUUCCAGAGCAGAAGACGGAAAAUCACGAAGUUCUCUCAUCUAAUUCUGAUACCAGUGAUAUACAAAAAAAAAAGUGUGUGCAAAACUAAAUCCGCAAAAAAAAAAUCAGUGAAUUUGAUGUAUAAAUGUAAUAAUUAUGGCGAUGUUUUGGAAUGUGUUGUACGAAGAAAAGGCGACAGAGAAUGACCGUGGAGAUGAAACGGAUUAGUGCUAAUGAUAAAGUGAAUUUAAAAAAGAAACCAGCGUCCUUCGGCGGAGCAGAGGUAAAUCGAUUUGGCAUUUCUUCACCGCGGCGCGCAGCGUCAUCGCAAGGUUAGUUUGAAAAAAGUUGAAUUAAUUUGCUUCUAAUCGAAUUGUCGUAUCCACAUUCGAUAAGGACAAGUAGAUAAGCUUUGAGUUUUGAGAAAAUAUAAGGUCACGAACAAAAUAUUUUCGUGCACUUUGUUUUACAGAAUGAUGAUUGUACAAAAUUUGACUAUAAAAAUAACUACAAUGUACAAUUGAAAAAAAAACUGACUGCACCAACCGAAGGUGGAAAAAAUCAUUCUUAUCGCGCUGUAUUGCUCAAAUACGCAAUUUCGUAAACGAUUAUUUUCUACUUACAUGAGUGUAUGUUUUUUUUUUAUAUUUUUACAACACUAGAUAAUGUGCCAAGUUUUUAAGUUGCAUAGAUUUAGAACUUAGCAUAUUUUUUAAUAUGAAUAAAUGUUCUACAUUAUUUCUCAGCAGAGCUGCGAAAUUUUCACUAUUUAACUCUCGAGUAGUCGCAUCUUGAAAGUCGUGCGAUUUUAUAGACAUUAUUUUUGAUAAUGUCUAUGAAAUUAUCUUUUUUAUUAAAUAAUUUGCGUGUCAUUUUUAUGAUUGCUUGAUCGCAAUUGAAUUUGAACAGUUAUUCAGUUCAAUUGAGGAUUACUUGAAUCUUAAAUUAUGAUUCGCAUCGACGAGAGACAAAACAUACCUUCUAAGAAAAGGGUUAAAUGUGUUCACACAUGCGCAUGCUUCAGAGUUAAAACAGUUUCGAACACUUGCAGAAAAUAACUGUUUGCUAUCAAAAUGUACAAAUUGUAGUAUAAUUCACAAUGUCUUUUAGAAUGCUGGACACACAAUUACGAUCUUGGAUCAAAUUAUUUUCUCUUUAAGCUUUUUUGAAAAGAAAGAAAUUCAAUAAUCGUAUUUAUUGAAAUUCUUUGAUUUUCCGUGUAAAUUUUAUGAUGAGAAAAUAGCUCAAGAAACGAAAAAAAAGUUGAAACAUUACUCUUGCUCCGCGCGACAUGACGCCAAGUUACCACAUGUAAUACAUAGCAUAAUUUUGGAAUAGGAUGUCAUUGGCAUGAAACCGCUUGGCACUUUAAUGAUAGCUUGGCGUUAUAUCUUGAACCAAAGUCAAUUUUUCAAUGUAUUACGCAUAUUGUGUAUAACUGUGUAUACUUAAAUAUGUAUAUAAUCAUUCCAAACAAUCAUACGUGACACAUUGCGUUUUUAUUUUGACAAGUUUUGUACGUACAAAUCUUGAACACAUUUAUACAUAUUUUAAUUAGUUAUUUUAACUAAAUAAUAUACUUUUAGUUAAAAUGUAAUUAAUAAUGUUAUG